UGAAAGAAAAAGUAAAAGCCCUUUUACGACCUCAAUGCACAUAUUGUGAAGCUAACGCCCCUUCAAAAUUCAUACCAUGUGGACAUACUCUCCUGUGUCAUGAAUGUUAUAUCAAAAUUGCUCGUGAAAAAUGCCCCACUUGUAAACAAUGUAUUGAGGGAAGUGAGCCUCAAAUGUCGAGAGGGGACGUACUGAAGACAUCACAGCAAGUUGAUUCUCAAAAGCUGGAGGAGAGGGACCUCCUUAGGGUGGCACGUCUGUUAGGUAGUGAAUGGUGGCAAGUGGGCAUUUUCUUGGGAGUUAAAAGUGUCAAACUGGGACAUAUCCGGCAUGACUUUUCUGGUAACGUUCAAGAGCAGAUCUUCCAGAUGCUGCUCUACUGGUCAACACAUUGUGAUCCGCAGGAAGUUACGGUGGAUACAUUGAGGGCAGCUCUUGUGGAUGCUGAGUCCUUCGCUGCACUCAAACGUCUAUCAUUACAUGAGUGAAUUGUUUUGUGCAUGUUGUUUAGUCACCAGAUCAACCAUGACCAAACAAUGAUCUAUGAUCAAAUGUCUCCCAGCCGGGACCAUCCUGUCUUUAUUGCUAAUGUAGAAAACUCAGAACCGCAUUGUCCCACUUGUCCUACCUUAAGAUGAUGAAGUGUGUAAAUUUGGUAAAUUUGGUUAUUAUUUCUAGCAGAUCUGUCAACCUAAUAGAGAUCACUUUGCUGGUUUGGCUCCUUUAUUAGUAAUUAACUUUUUAAAAAAAGAUAAACUUUGAAAUGUU
Molecule: messenger RNA, 768 nt
Organism: Octopus sinensis (East Asian common octopus)
Lineage: Eukaryota; Metazoa; Mollusca; Cephalopoda; Octopoda; Octopodidae
Exons: 5
Coding region: 174-488 (104 amino acids)
Biological process (GO): signal transduction
Molecular function (GO): protein binding
Source: RefSeq, a predicted model, not a curated record